AUGUCCAGUACGCCUACUGCUACGUGCGGUGCUUGUGGCGCUGCUUCUGGCGUCGUGGGCGCUCCUGUUUGUCGCUGGCCCCGGCUCGCUCCCUGUGGCGGUGCCGCCGUACAACCUGAACAGCUACUACGCCAACGGACAGCUGUAUGUGCGCGGCGAGCUGGACGAGAAAUCGCCGUCGGUAGUGGACGACGCGGCGCUGAUUGCGCCGCCGCAGAUGUUUCUCUGCAACGCCGACGGCCUGCCCUUCUGGUGCGCCCAGUGCCGUUCCAUCAAGACGUUACGCUCACACCACUCCUCCACGCUGGGCCGCUGCAUCCCGCGUUUCGACCACUACUGUCUCUACAUCGGCACAAUCGUGGCGCAGAACAACUACGCGUGGUUUCUGUGCUUUGUGUCGUGCUUCGAGCUGCUCUUUUUCUACAUCUUGGUGUCGACGUUUGCGUUUUCCGAGGCUGUGCUCAGCUACGGCCCGCACCACACCCUGCACCCGGCCGCGCUGCUCAUGAUCGUCGUCAACGAGCUAUUCACGCUGCUGCUGCUGACGCUCAACAUGUCGAUCGGCCACAUUUUCCAGCUCAACGAGACCAGCAUCGACUUCUUGCAGCUCAGCAGGGCCCGGCAGUACAGAUACACGCUUGGCUCGCGCCAGUCGAGACUGAAAAACAUUCUAUUGCGUCGCAAAAUUACCAAAGAACAGGCCCGCACGGGACUCGUCAACUCCCAGCGGUACGUCAGCGCCGAGCAUCCGGACGCGCCCAACGUGCGUGUCGUGCUGCCAGUCCCGGAAACAAUCCACCCCUACAACAAAGGGUAUCUGGAAAAUGCUCUGGACUGGUUCAGCAGCCGCAAAUUCACCGCUGCGCAGGAAAUCGUUGCGUACGAGUACGAAAUGCUGUCUCCGCAAUUUAG
Ogataea angusta is the source of this 912-nucleotide messenger RNA. RefSeq lists its product as uncharacterized. Lineage: Eukaryota; Fungi; Ascomycota; Pichiomycetes; Pichiales; Pichiaceae. The transcript has 2 exons. Bases 1 to 912 code for a protein of 303 amino acids. The record is from RefSeq and is a predicted model, not a curated record.